Messenger RNA from Saccostrea cuccullata (small rock oyster), 1701 nucleotides. RefSeq names its product allatostatin-A receptor-like. The record is from RefSeq and is a predicted model, not a curated record. NCBI's taxonomy places the organism in Eukaryota, Metazoa, Mollusca, Bivalvia, Ostreida, Ostreidae. Bases 379 to 1623 code for a protein of 414 amino acids. Gene Ontology annotation, molecular function: neuropeptide receptor activity; peptide binding. Gene Ontology annotation, cellular component: plasma membrane. The transcript is spliced from 6 exons. Gene Ontology annotation, biological process: cellular response to hormone stimulus; G protein-coupled receptor signaling pathway.
ACAAAUUAGGCAUAUUUCAUUUUGUGUUGAAAUCGAUACGUGUAUUAAACCAUAGACAGUUGUUGACUUGAAUCCCUGAUUAUGUACAAAUGCCUAGAGCUGAUAAAUCAGCUUAAUUCGCAAAUUAACAAUCUGUUCAUAAAUAUUGAUGAAAUGUAAAUAUUCUUAGACAUCCUACGCCCAUAGGAGAUACAAAUGAGAGUUAAUUGUCAACUUUCGACCAAACUUCAUCAUUUGUUAAAAUUGCUCUAAUCUAUGAAAUGGAUAUUUUUUAAUGUGAGCGGUUCUUCGUGAGAUUUCUUAUUCACUUUCAAAAAAUAUAUGAAAUUCUGUGUGGAAUAUUUUCUGUAAAAUGUGAAGAUUUGCCAAGAACGAAAAAUGUCUGGUUUCUUUGGAUCAUCAGGAGGUGGCGGUCCAUUACAAAACUGUAUUCCAGGUCAACUGGAAACGGAAUCGAAAAAGUAUGCCGAACUAAUAAAAUUAUUUCCAGUAGAGAUCAUCCCUACUAAAGAAAUCCCUUCAUGGGAAAGGGCUCUAAAAAUAACGUUCUAUAUCCCGCCGAUUUUGGUGAACCUCGUGGGAAACAGUUUGGUCAUUCUUAUUGUGGUGUUGAACAAAAAGAUGAGAACGACUACAAAUUUACUGAUUCUGAACCUAAGUGUGUCUGACAUUUUGGUGGCGUGUUUUUGUAUGUGGAUUCAUCUAGCCACCCAACUUCAAACCGGGUUGUAUUGGCCCUUUGGUGCUUUUAUGUGUAAAGUGACGUCUUUAAUUCAAGUGACAGCCCUGACUUCCAGUGUGCUGACCCUGACCAUUAUUUCCCUGGAGAGAUUCCAGGCUAUAGUAUUCCCCCUCCGGAGAAAGAUGUCCCACAGGGCCGCGGUGGUGGCUAUUUCUUGUUCCUGGAUUGUGUCCAUGGGGACAGCCUUUCCUUACUUACUGGUGAAGAAACAGACCGAGACACAGUUCUCAAACUUUUUAAGAAUACAAUGCAAAGAAAAAUGGCCAUCCUAUUACACUGCAUCGAGCGGGAAUGGAACUUGCGAAACAGAAGAACCGGGAAAGAAGCUGUAUUACACCUUGACCUUCAUCAUUAUGUACGUCAUACCUAUUUUGGUUAUGGGAAUUACCUACACAAUCAUCAGUGUCACGCUUGUAAAGCGUAAAGGUCCAGGGGGCAAAGCAACGUCAUCUAUAGACAAGGCCAGAAAAAAGGUCAUCCGUAUGUUAAUUGUGGUCCUUGUCUCUUUUGUGAUCUGCUGGACCCCGCAGUGGGCCUUCCUCAUCUACGACGCCUAUUUCCCACCUGUAGCAGAUGAACAGAGACCCGAGUACACCGUUGCUCUGAAGUACGCGGCUCUAUACAUCGCCUACAGUAACAGCGCGCUCAAUCCAAUCAUGUAUGCAGGGUUCAAUGAGAACUUUAGGCGUGGGUUUUUAGAUGUCUUCAGGUGUCGUAUAUGGAAGAAGAACAAUCGAGUACACUCAGAUAUGGUGAAUUCCACAGUUGGUCCGGGCUCCAUUAGGAACAGAGUGAUGACUUUGGGAGGUAAAUCAGCCGUGACCACGGUACAUACAACAAUGGAGGGAAAUACUCAUGUUUACGGGGCCUCCGACGAUUGACUGAUACUCCUUGUAGAGAGAGACAACCUGUUGUGUUUGUGUUUUUUGUUCAGUGUAAUAAAUUAUUUUGGAAGAAAC